Molecule: messenger RNA, 2134 nt
Organism: Adelges cooleyi (spruce gall adelgid)
Lineage: Eukaryota; Metazoa; Arthropoda; Insecta; Hemiptera; Adelgidae
Gene: TMS1
Product: probable serine incorporator
Exons: 9
Coding region: 182-1567 (461 amino acids)
Cellular component (GO): membrane
Source: RefSeq, a predicted model, not a curated record
CUGACAGUGGAGUUGAAUCAAUAAUAAUAAAUCUACAUAAGUCAUAACAAAGGCUAAAUAAUAAAAUAUUAUAGCCUGUAGCCAUUUUGUUAUGAAACAAAAGUAAUAAAAACGUGAAACGCUUUUAUAAAAAUUCAAAUCUAUUGUUGUUCCUAUUCGCGUUUAAGUAGUUGCAUUUAAAAUGGGAGCUUUGCUGUCGUUGUGCACAGUAGGCCAGCUAGCAUGUUGUUGCGGCCAAGCAGCAUGCUCUUUGUUUGCUUGCUGUCCAUCGUGUGGCAAUUCCACGUCUACUAAAGUAAUGUACGGUCUUAUGCUGUUGGUAGCUGUAGUGCUGAGCUGCAUCACGCUUGCACCAGGAUUGCAGUCAUUUUUACAAAAGGUUCCGUUCUGUGAAAGUGACCCGAAUUCCUCGAACAUUGCUGGAAAAAUCGUCAAUAACUUAUCGGGCGUUUCAAUUGAUUGUAAAAAUGCCGUUGGUUACAUGGCCGUGUAUAGAAUAUGUUUCGCCAUGUUUAUAUUCUUCUCGUUAAUGGCACUUCUUAUGAUGGGCGUAAAAGAUUCUAGAGAUAGACGAACACCUAUUCAAAACGGCUUUUGGGGUAUUAAAUACCUUAUUGUGAUUGCUGGUAUUGUGGGCUCAUUUUUCAUAGCCCCUGAAGGUUUUAGUCAUAUCUGGAUGAUCUGUGGUAUGAUUGGAGGUUUUAUUUAUCUAGUUCUUCAAUUUGUUCAAGUUUUGGAUUCCGCACACUCUUUAGCCGAAUCAUGGCUCGACAAUUGGGAACAAACUGAAAGCAAAAAAUGGUAUUUUGCAUUAUUGUUGACGACAAUUUUGUGCUAUGUACUAGCAUUUGCGGGUGUUAUUGUGAUGUACCAUAGUUUUACUCAGGGUGAUGGAUGCGGAUUAAACAAGUUUUUUAUCACUUUGACAGUCGUGAUUUGUUUCAUUAUGAGUUCAGUUUCAAUUACUUCUUGCGUGCAACGUGUACACGAAAAAUCCGGUUUGUUACAAUCGUCCAUCGUCAGUCUGUACGUAGUUUACCUUACAUGGUCAGCACUCAGCAGUGGUCCAGAAAAUGAAUGCAACCAAAGUUUGUCGAAAAUAUUCAACAAUUCAGAUCCAAAUUCCUCAAAAAUUCAUUUCGGUUCAGAAAACUUAGUUAGUAUUGCCAUUUUUGUUCUAUUCGUUUUGUACUCGGCCAUCAAAACCGGAUCGUCGUCCAAGUUCUCUAUGAGUACUUCCACAGAAAGAAUAAGUAUAUUAAAAGUAGGGAACGAAAGUGAUCUCGAAGGAGGUCAGGGAGAUAACAACGAUAAUUCAGGUAAACUGUUUGACGACGAAAAAGAAGCAGUAGCUUAUUCGUGGUCUUUCUAUCAUUUUACAUUUGCCAUGGCCACGUUGUAUUUAAUGAUGACGCUCACCAACUGGUAUUCACCAAACUCCAGUUUGGACAAACUACACCCGGACCAUGCAUCUACUUGGACAAAAAUGUUAUCCUGUUGGAUUUGCGCUAGCUUGUAUGUUUGGACACUCGUAGCACCGAUAGUGUUGCCUGAUCGUGAAUUCUAAGCGUUCUCCAAUAAUUUCUCUCUACUUAUGUUUACAAAACAAAAUUUAUAGUGUUAAUCGAAAAAUGAUAUUUAUCAUAAGUAGAUUAUUAUAUAAUAUAACUUUUAUUUGUUUUAUAUUAUUCCUUUUUCUAUUGCUUCUUUUUGUAUAUUUUGUGUGCAAUGUUACAUAAACAUUGUGUAUUAUUUUUAAGAACUACCUAAAACAUUGUGAUUUUGCAUUAAGUCUGCUACAUAGCGUAAUUUUUAUGUUAACAUUUUAAAAUUAUAUCUGGAUUUAAUUGGUUGCAACAAAAUAAAUAAUUAAAACUAAACGACAAUUUCAGAUAUGUUUAAACUAUAUUUUUUUUAAUUUUCAUAUAAAAUAUGACCAAAAUUAAUAGUUUCUUUAAAAUUUUGAUUAAGCUACUGUAAAUAGUUGUACAGAAUACUUGGCCUUAGCCCUUACUGCUGAAACUAAUAUUGUAUUUACCCUAAAAAUGUCUAAAUUUAAAGUAUUUUUGUUUGUAAUUAACCACUUAACAGUAUCCCACAAUUUUGUGUGUUAACAUAUAUUUAUGUAGUUAUA